AUGGCGAAGCAUUUCAAUUGGAUCCCUAAUAUAAUGAACAUUUUGUUCAUGUCCCUUUUAGUUGUUACUGCAGCUUGUGUUUAUGUUCCUGAGUUCAGGCCUCGUCCUUCAAUUAUAAUAGCUUUAUGCUUAGGUGCAUCCCUGGUGUAUUACUUCCUAAUGAGUAGACCCAACAAAGUUUACUUGGUAGACUUUGCAUGCUUCAAACCAAGCGUUUCUUGUCUUUGCACCAAGGAAAUGUUAUUAGACAGAGCCAAGCAUGUUGGGUUUUUAUCAGAAGAGAACUUCAAAUUGGUGACAAAAAUUAUAGACAGGUCUGGUUUGGGACCAUUGACAUAUGUCCCAGAGGGACUAUUGGAGAUCCCACCAAGACUCACAUUGGAUGAGGCAAGGAAGGAAACAGACACAGUGCUUUUUGGGGCUGUGGAUGAGCUCCUUGAGAAAACAGGUAUUGAAGCUAAGGACAUAGGGAUUCUUGUCGUAAAUUGUUGCUUGUUCAAUCCCACACCAUCUCUAUCUGACACCAUUGUGAACCGCUACAAGCUUAGAGGGAACAUAUUGGCCUAUAAUCUUAGUGGUAUGGGGUGCAGUGCUGGGGUUCUUGCUGUUGACUUUGCCAAAAACCUCCUUCAGGCACACCCAAACUCGUAUGCUUUGGUGCUGAGCACAGAAAACGAAAUCUCAAGCAUGUACUGGGGCAACAACCCUUCGAUGCUUCUUGUUAAUUGCCUGUUUAGAAUGGGUGGUUCUGCAGCAUUGCUCUCAAGUCAUCCUUCUGACCGGUACCGUUCAAAGUAUGAGCUGAUCCACACGCUGCGAACUCACGUGGGUGCUGAUGAUAACAGCUACAAAUGUGUGUUUCAAGAAGAGGAUGAAGACCAAAAGGUUGGUGUUUCACUCUCAAAAGAGCUCAUGAACGUUGCAAGGGAUGCACUAAAGGUACACAUAACAUCACUAGGCCCAGUAGUCCUACCCAUUUCUGAAAAGCUCAAGUUCUUGGCAAAUGUAGUGGAGAGAAAGGUGUUAAAGACCAAGAUUGAAGCCUACAUGCCAAAUUUCAAGCUUGCUUUCAAACACUUCUGCAUCCACACAGGAGGUAGAGCUGUUUUAGAUAGGAUGCAAAAGAGUCUUGAGCUUGAUGAUUGGCAUAUGGAGCCUUCUAGAAUGACACUUUACCGUUUUGGGAACACAUCAUCAAGCUCUGUGUGGUAUGAGUUGGCUUAUUGUGAGGCCAAAGGAAGAAUCAAAAAGGGUGAUAGGGUAUGGCAAAUGGCAUUUGGAUCUGGAUUCAAGUGUAACACUGCCGUUUGGCUUGCGUUGAACACCAUUGAACCAGCAUCUAUCAGAAGUCCUUGGAGGGAUGAGAUCAAUAAUUUUCCUGUUAAAGCUGAUCCACUCGUCAAGAGUAACAAAUAG
Messenger RNA from Abrus precatorius (Indian licorice), 1416 nucleotides. RefSeq names its product 3-ketoacyl-CoA synthase 20-like. The transcript is spliced from 2 exons. Lineage: Eukaryota; Viridiplantae; Streptophyta; Magnoliopsida; Fabales; Fabaceae. The record is from RefSeq and is a predicted model, not a curated record. Gene Ontology annotation, biological process: fatty acid biosynthetic process. Gene Ontology annotation, molecular function: acyltransferase activity, transferring groups other than amino-acyl groups. The coding region runs from base 1 to 1416 and encodes 471 amino acids. Gene Ontology annotation, cellular component: membrane.